This is a messenger RNA of Prinia subflava (tawny-flanked prinia), 11033 nucleotides long. Its product is annotated as RNA-binding protein 33-like. Bases 508 to 3078 code for a protein of 856 amino acids. The record is from RefSeq and is a predicted model, not a curated record. Lineage: Eukaryota; Metazoa; Chordata; Aves; Passeriformes; Cisticolidae. The transcript is spliced from 2 exons. Gene Ontology annotation, biological process: viral process.
UAACCAGUUUUAGCCACCUGAAAGUGUCGCGAGCACAGCUUACGGCUGCAGCGCAGCGCCAUAGCUGGAGCUCUUAAAAUCUGCUGAGGUACACCUGGAGCACGGGAAGCUGUUACUGCCGUAGCAGCCUCCUCGAGCUCUCAGGGGAAUCUACCUGGCAGUCCUCGAGCACGGGGCCGCCGCUGAGCAGCGGCUCCUUGGAGCUCUCCUGAGGAUUUGCGUAGCUACUCUCGAGCCCUGUCUCGCCGUUGCUGGCAGUGGCGUGCCGGAGCUCUGCUGAGGGAAUCUGCUACGUGUCAGAGCACACGCGAGUGUUGCUGAAAGCACCGCCCGCACUACAGCUCUGAGUAGGACGUCCCCAGCACGGCAAGCCGAAGCCAGUGCUCUGAGGAGGGACGUGAAGCAGCGUCCACGCCGACGGGAGUGCCCGGCCAACACUCCACGCCGUUCGAGCUAAGGACCCUGAUUUGGCGACACACAGGUGAGAAAGAAAAAAUCAGUCUAAUAAUGGGGCAAUCACACUCUACCGGUGAUAAAUAUCUUUAUAAGCAACUAAAGCAUUUAUUGUACUCUAGUCAAAGUAAGUUACCGAAAGAAGAGCUAAAAAACCUCUUAGAAUGGACUUUGAUUAGCUUCCCAAAUGUUGACCGGUCAGCUGUAUUUACCAAAGAAUUUUGGGACACAGUCAGAAAUAAGCUCUUUAAUAACAUUUCCCGCCGUGAUUUCGCGGCCGCGGAGCUCGUCCCAGCCUGCAGGGCGCUUGUAGAAAUCCUUGCUGCGAAGGAGCGACCCGCGGUAGCUGCUUUGAAGAGCGCCGUUCCCGCCGCGAGUUUGCAGCAGGACACGCCCACCGCCUUCCAGCCGAACCUCGUAGCUCCGACCCCUACGUUUGCGGCCGCCGCGCCCAGAGCCGUGCCUCCCUCCGCGCCCGCAGCGGCAGCCCAGCCUCCUGGCCCCAGUCCCCCCAGAGCGCCUCCGUUGUUCGCCGCGCCGCCGCUGCUCGCCGUUCCGUCCCGGGCCGUGCCGGCUCCGCCGCAGCCCCCUGCGUCCGAGCUGCUGCGGGGAGUCGCCCCGCCGCUUCUUGCCACCGCGGAUGCCCCGUUCCCGCCCGCGGCUGCGCUGCCUCCCGCGCCCCCAGUCCCGGCUGCGGCGCUGAUGGACACAGACAGGCAAGCCCUGCCUAGCACGUGCGCCAUUGUCCCGCAUCACGCGGAACCGCUGGAGUGGCCCGCGCAUGCGCAGUUGCCGCUUCCCCGGAACCAGCACGCCCCGCCUCCGCCCCCCGCAGCCUUUGCCGCGGCUCUGACACAGCCUCCCGGUCCCGACCCGCCGCCUGCCACAGUGCAGCCCCACCCGGCAUCCCUGUGCCCGCCGCCCCCAUGCCAGGCUGCACGGCCGCCGCCGCCGCCAGAGCCGAUAUUCGCAAUUCCAGAACUGUAUCCAUCCGCGCCGCCAGCCCAGCCAGUUCCUGCUCCGACAGCCCCAGCUGCAGCCUCUCCGCAAAUAAUCCCUCCCGCAGCUCGGCCCGCCACACCACCACCAAGGCACCAGCACACAGCACCCACGCAUCUCCAGCCCCCAAACAUCCCUCCGCCGCCACCGCCGAGUCCACAGACAACACCACUACAGCCGAUUCCUGCACCACCUUGGAUGCAUCCUUCUGCACCACCCCCUCUGCCAUACGCCGCCGUCCCAGGCACAGCCACAUCUUUGAGAGACCCCUCACCACCGCACGACCCUGCCCAGCUAACAGCUGAUGUGCCUUCACUGUCAGCUCCUCUGCCUCCGAUGCCUGCUGCCCUACCCCAGCCACCGAAGCUCCUUGGUCACCCAGCUGCGUUCCCGCCCUCCGCACCCCUACCACCAAAUGAGACUUCAUUGUAUCACAACUCGUCCAUACAGUCCCAGCCAUGCACACAAACUGUGCAACGAAAAGGGGGAGAGUGGAAUACAACAGCUGCUUCAAUGAAUACAGGACAGACAGAGAACUAUUUUGUCCCUGCAAAUGACAACCCUUUGAUUCAAAUACAAGAGAACCCUAAAAAACAAAUAAGUCUGUUCCCAAACAGCUUUACAGGCCCCUCUGUCCCUGUGUUUGGGACAGACUUCUCAACCCAAAAUGAGACAUUAAACCCUGAUUAUUCACUAACAUCAAUCCCAAAAGUACAAAACCCCCAGAAGUGCUUCGACAAUUCCCAGUUCACAGACUGGCAUGAAGUCAGACGUCUGAUUUGCAAAGAGGAAAGUCUAAAUCUUCUAGCUAUGCCUGUGCUAUUCAGCCAGCAAGCCGAAGGUCCAAGAACAUGGACAGCUAUCCCACCUCAUGAAAUAAAAGAACUACGAAAAGCAGUGAAAGACAGUGGCAUUUGCUCACCCUAUUUUAAACAACUGCUUAAAAGUAUGAUAGAAGAACACACGCUGACACCAAAUGACUGUAAAAAUCUCGCCAGUGUAAUUCUCACAGAUUCACAAUAUAUGCUGUGGGAACACAUAUGGAGAAGAAUGCUUACAGGAGUUUUGACCACUUACAGGCAAAGCACUGAUGCAACCCUUCGCACCCUUACCAUAUCUAAGUUGACUGGUGAGCAUCCUGAUGACCGGAAUGAAGAUCAAGUGAACCUACCCAGAAUAGUAUUUGAUGACAUUAAAAAAAUGGCUCGUAGAGCCUUUUUGCAGAUUCAGCCUGCAGGAAGUUUUGAAAAAGCCUACAAUCUGAUUAGUCAAGAGCUGUCUGAACCAUUUACUGCAUUUGCAGACCGAGUGAUACAAGCAGCAGAAAGGCAAUGUGGCGAUGAUAUAGCUCGCCCAAUUAUGAUAAGAGACAUUAUUGAAAAUAAUGCCAAUGCUGAAUGUAAAAGAGUAAUCAAAGCCCUAGGAAAACAAAGACCCACAGUACCUGAAAUGAUUGAAGCUUGCAACAAAAUUGGAAGUCCACAGCAAGUGGCAGCUAUCCAAGCAAAUGAACUUGGAAAGACUUUAGGAGAAAAAAUUGAACGAGCUGUUACGGCUCAGGCAACACAAGCAGAAGCACGAGACCAAAAACUGACUGAAAUUCUAGCUGCUUUGCACCUUGGCUAAAAGAACUUUGUAAAAUAGGCCUGUUCAUUUUAAUAGUAAUAGUUGUAGUUUUAGUAGCAGUUCCCUGCAUACUUCAGUGUGUACAGAAAAUUAUGAGUAAAGCAGUUUCUAGUAUUUUAAUUGUUCAUCAGAACGGGGGAGAUGUUGGGAAGGAUGAAGUAGAAAGACCUUGCAAAUAUAGUGGUUUAGAUUCUGGGAGUCUGAGUUCAACAAGCGAGAUAGAAAUGAAAGCAUGCUUUGAGAUUUAGGGUGUGGGGUGCAGGGCCAUCAGCUUGUGAACAACGACCUGCUAAGCUAAGGGCCAGAUCGUUUGAUUAAACAAUCCCCUUCUGCUUGCCUUGGGUGGUGGGACAUUUCUAUUGGCUGUAUAUGUUGUCAUCUUGUAUUAGAUUGGUUGGUCCAACUCAUACUCUUCAACUUAGAAAGAUAUUUAAUGUACGGGAUUCGGGGCUCUGCCCUCUCUCGGCUCGGUUCGCUGUUCCUGCUCUCCUGGCCUGCUUUAGCUGUGCCUAGCAGCUACAAGCAAGGCCUUCCCAAUAAACCACGUGUUACCCCUGCUCAUUGCUUAUAGAGAUACUUUGUCGCCGAUUCUACCCUGACGGAGAUACUCCUUCAUAUAUCAAAUAUUAUUCUUGCAUGUGACAACGGUGUGUAUUAACUCUUUUGCAGUGUUCUGAGUACUCACUGCAAAUAUUUGCUUUGUAUUUGUAGAAGAGUUUGCUUUCAUCAAAUAAGCUAAUCACCUGGGAGAAACAUGUGAUUAGUAUGAAUAAUUUAGGUGUCUGCUUGUUGUCUCAGGGGUCUACCAUUCUAUGUUAUGUCCAGGAUGCCAACUGAGAUAAAGAAGAUAGAGAGCAAAGCUGGUGAUGUUGUCACCUUAUCUUCUCCACCUCCUAGCCCCAAAGUGGUGUAAAAAUAAAAUUGAGGGAGUUUCUUUGGUUGGUUGGGUGGGGUUUUUUUUGUGUAUGUGUGUUUGUCUUAGUAACUUUUAGAAAUAGUAAUCGAAAUAUAAUUAGACAAGGAUAACUCAGGGUAUUUUGUGUGUGUGUACAAAAUAAACCUUACUUUCUGUAGAACAAUUGGACUUUAUAUAAACAUGGGAAUUUCUCACAGACAGUGAAGUAGAUUUUUUGCUCAGAAUUAUGAGGAAAAGAAGAAGGAAAAAUAUUUUCUGAGAGGAAGGUGAGAACUAGGUCUCUUACUGAAGUUCUCAUCUUCCCAUGUCUGCUUCAAGAUGCUGUUGCAGAGCUCUAGCUAGUUGUUUACCAUCUGACCCACCUGCAUACCAGAACUCUGCAUAUGGCAAAAUCAAGAAAUUUGGAGUGCAAAAUAACUCUUCUAGUUACUGCCUGAUAAAAGCCAACUUCAGCUUUAAAACUCUGUGAAGACACACGAAGAAGCUAUAAAGACUUGGAAAUAAAAAAGAGAAAGUUAAGAUGGUGUAUCCUUUUCAGUGCUGUCCAAAGUAUGGGCUGUGUUGACUCUGGUUCAUGGUUUUGUUGUGUUUCGGAGUUGGAUUUUAUGAGAAAGAAAAAGUUCUGUUUAAAAUAUUUGCAACAGCAUGUUCUGUUAGGAAAUAUGAGAAAUGCAGAAAACAACUCAAUAUUCAUUAAGCCUAAAACUGUUUUUUUGGCCAAUGUUAUGGUUCCAUAAGCAGUAAUAUGGCUGCACUUGCGUUACGAAAGAACUUGCUUCCUUUGCAGUACUAAGAUUUGAAAUUGGUCUGGCCUUUGGAGACACUUGUAUAUCAAGAGCAUGAAAACUUGACACAUAUCAGAAUGCUUGGGAAGACUUUGAGAAGCCUGAAUUUUAAAUAUACAUACAUAUAGACAGAUAGAUGAGUGUAUGUGUAUAUGAAAAAACAGUGACCUUAAGCCCAAAUUGUUCUGGCAUAGAUUUUCGCUAACUCUUUUGCAUAUAUAAAACAUUUUAUAUUGCUUUCCAGUUUUUUUAAAUUGCUAUUCAUUAUUUUAAUGUUUCUCUCUGGAUCCUGUUUAUUUUCUUUGAGAUAGUGAAGCAUAGUUCUAUUGUUACAUGCAUAUGCACCUCUCAAAACAAAAAGUUAACUUUGAAUUAAAUAGCCAGUCUCAGCUUUACAAAGUAGGUAGAGAUAAAUGAUGGCUAUCUGCCUUGUUGGUAGAAAUUGACAUUUAUCUCCUGAGGAGAAUUUCUCAGCUUUUUUAAAUCAAGAGAAUGCUGGUAUCUGGUCUACUAGAAAGUUAAUAAUCUCUCUUUUUUUACUGUUCUUAGUUGUUCUCUGAGACCCCUGAAUUCUGCCGUGUUCUUAUAGCCUAUUUUCCCUCCUGAAUUAGAGGAGGGCUUGAUUGAAAAGCUUUUGCGGGUCUGUUGGGGGUUAGAUUGGCCUUUUUUUUUUUUUUUUCACUUACAGAAUUUUUUCCCAUAAGUUUCCAAGAAGCCUUAAUGACUACUUAAUCAGAACAAAAGGGAGUACUUGAAGGACAUGGCAACACAAGGCUACACCUAUUGUUUUUAAGUCUCUGGGAGUGUCCCUCAGAGGGGAGAGAUAAUGAGCUUUGGGAAAGGUAAAAAGAGAGCUGGGGGAGGGGAACUCACUCUUGCUCUCAGCACCGAGGAGGACCGUCAAGCUGCCCCUCGCUGCAGGAAGAGUUCACAGCCAUCACUCUGCCUCCGUCUCAUCCUGGGAAAUCUACCGUCAUCUGCUCGUGUACCCGGGAAUCCUGAGCUCGUUUUCUCCAGCCUUCCCCCCCCACUGCUGCUGCUUAUUCGGAUCUUUGAGGUUCCCCUGCUACUCUGUAGCCCUGCACUGCCCAGCCCUGCCGGGACACCCCUGCCGCUACAGCCGCCAGCACAGAGCUCCUCAUCUCAUCCACCAGCCCGGGACUUUCCUCCCUUCCAGCUCAGCCUCUCGGAGUCCUGCAGGGGCACCGAGAUCAAACUGCCCUGGGCUUUUUUUUUGUGUAAAAAAGCCCUCAAGGUUCUUGGUUCUGUUUAUUAUUAAUGCUGUAGUUGUUGUUUGUUUGUUGUUUUGUCAUAUAUACUAGUAAAGAACUGUUAUUCCUAUCCCCAUACCUCUGUCUGAAAGCUCCUUUAAUUUUUAAAAUUAGAAUAAUUUGGAGGGAGGGGAUUCGAAUUCUCCAUCUCUAGGGAGGUCCUACCCCCUUCCUAGCAGAUACCUGUCUUUCAAACCAAGACAGGGUCCCAGGAGAGGAUCCAAAAAAGAAUUGUUAUAGAGACUCAGAUUUCUAGGAGCUCUGGGGACUGGCUUUGAGUCACUGUGAGGGCUGCUGUUUACUCCUGCGCACUUCUUUCAGAGCUGACAGUGGCUGUCAAGCAAGCCAAAUGUUAAUACUUAACACUUUUUAAAGUUUGUUGGUGCACUGAGAUCUGACCUUUCUUGUGAAGUUGCUUCAAUUAUUUCAGUGAUUUCUGGUUAUUAUCAAAAUCAAAUUGAAAAGAAAAGAUCAUCUGGUAUCCUGCUGCUGGUAUUCUUUUUCUUGUGAGCAUUUCCAGAGAGUUCCUCUGUGGGCAGCACAUGGGGUUGGUGACAUGAGGCAACUCCUUGCAGUCCUUCAGCUGCAGGUAUUUCUUUCUUAUCAGAGAGGACAGAAACAGGUUCAGCGGCCAUGUGUAAGACCAAAAUUGGGCUCUGUAUUGGGUUAUGUAACAAAAAAAAAAAAAAAAAGUGUGUUCGUGUUCUGUUUCAUAUGUAGAAAGCAGUUGGGGAGAUGGGGUUUUUUUUCUUUAUCUCUUGUAACUCCAGGGGGGAGGAGGGCAGAUGCCUUCUGAUAAUAAACCAUCUGUUAAAAUCAGGUGGGGCCAUGUUUCUUAUCUCUUUCACCACUGUCCACCCGCUGUGGGUAUAUCCUCUGUUAAUGGGCCAUUAAGGCUCACCAAUGACAUGACACAUUACAUCCUCCCAUUGUGAGAUGCUCCACCCAUUGAGGAGGGAGCCAACCAUUCCCUACCCUGAUAAAAACUGAGAUGUAGGAACACCAAGGAGCCUGUUUCCUACUGGAUUCCCGGAGGAAGACCUGGACCCAUCUCACCAGCACUGGACCCUUUUUCUACAGGAUCAUCUGUACUCCACAGAACAACAUGUUACUCCAGGAAGAUUUAUUUGGACUGCUUCCAGCACCCUGGCCGACAGGGUGUCACGUCCUAUUCCUGACUCCGUCAGGGUUUUCUAGGCCUUUUGUUUAUUUGCUUGUUUGUUUUUUUUUUUAUUACUGCAUUUGUAUUUUUAAAAUUCCUAGUAAAGAACUGUUAUACCUAUUCCCACAUUUUAGCUUGAAAGCCCCUAAUUUCAAAAUUAUAAUAAUUUGGAGGGAGGGGGUUUUACACUCUCCAUUCCAAGGAGAGCUCCAAUUUUCCCUGACAGAUGCCUGUCUUGCUAAACCAAGACAGGCUCAUACAUGUGCAUGGACUUUAAUGUCAUCUCCUGGCAUUUGUUGGAGCAGUGUGUUGUGCUGCCAUUGGGAAUACACUUGGAACAAAGUGGGACUUUGGAGACUUCUUUCACUCUGAGCCAGCAGUCUCAGUACAAUGUGUUUAGCACUGGAGAGAGAAAAAACAGAUGCAUGCUUGUUUUUUUUUUUUUGUUUGUGAGGAGGAUCCUUUGAAUGGCUUCCAAGGUCUCGAGGUUCCUGCAUGUUGUGCUGCCUUUUAACUCCAUGGCUGUAGCACACUUGGACGAGAGUUGCAGUUUACACAAGCAAUUGAAAUUGCACAUGCACCGGAUUCUUUAGGCUCUCGGACUUCCUUGCUGCUUGUGUCAGCGCGCCAAAGUGUACGGUGUACUCAAGGCUUUUCUGGGUGGGAAUAUGUAAAAGCUGUCAAUUUCUCCUCUGUUCUAGGCCAGCUGUUUUAUAAACAGGUGUGGUCUAUGGGGACAUUUCCCUCAUUUAAGACUCAUCAUCUUCACUUACACUUUAGUGUUAACUUGUCAUUGCACAACAGAGCUGAAUCCUGAGAGAAUUGUAUAAAAAGCUAAAGUAGUUGAAUUCUACUGAAUUAUCUGACAAUACAGUUGUUUAAUUUUCUUGGAGGAUAAAGCUCACUGAUUCAUUAAUAAAACAGUUGGUUACAUUUUGUAGAAAAUAACUAUAAUUUUAAACUUUAAAGUAAUUACUUGACUACUGCUUAGAGUAUGAAGAUGUACAUUGCAUGAGAUGUCACAGUUGCAGGUACUAGGUGUCAUCCUGAAAGAUUUGGUUGCCUUUGCAGUAGUUAAUGCAGAAAUUGUGUGAAGUUGUUUGCUCUCUACUUGUAAAGUAGGGACAGUCUAACAAGGAUUAUUAGAGGGGUUCAAAAUUGAAAUAUAAAAGGUUUACCUUAGAACUCUACCAAAGUUACUGACAAGUGACUGUCAUCAUGCACAGAGCUGGACACUCACAGUUUUGGUGCAGUCUGGGCAUCGAGCACCAGAUCCUGGCUGAAGUAAUGCCGUUGCAGGUCAGCUCCUGCACCACAAAAUAGCCACAAAUCCUGAGCAUUUUGGAGCAGGCAGUGCAUGAGUGCUGCCCAGUGCAAUGGUUAUGCUGGUGUCUUGAUAUUAAAUCUCUGGGUGGAGGGGCAGUGGGGUUUUGCUGUGGGAUGUGGCAGGAGGAGAAGAAUGGUUUUGUUUCCCCUCAUUAAGUUCCUGCUGUCUGGCUAGGUGCCUGUCAGUGUUUGUCUUGCAGCAGACUACACUGUGAGAUUGCACUGAGUGCAGUUUGUUCCCCUUUUCAUCCCCUCUGGGCUCAUCAGUUUGUGUUCUUCAGGGGCAGAGGCUGUGGCUGCACCCUGGGUCCCACUGGACUUUCUGCUGCAGAAACAAAAGGCACUCUGCACCCACCAGACCUUUCUCUGGGAAUGCUGCUUACAGGUCACAUCUGCUUUGGUGCAUAGGGCUCUCCCCUUUAGACUGUUGCCUCUUACCAAAGCUCAGAGCACUGUGUGGGGGAAGGCAAAACUCAGCUGAAACAAGAUGCUACCAUCCGUGCAUGGUUGCCUGGCAGUGGGGAGAGAGGCUGGGCAGCCAGCAAGUUCCACCUGGCACUGGAAACUGCUUGGAUGUGAUGUUGAACAUGUCUGGGCUAGAAUUUGGCAGCAGGGGAAGGAGAGGGUGUAAUUGCCGGAAAGGCAAAGGCAGGGGCAAAGUAUGGUAACAAGUGAAAAAACACUUGUCAUGGGUUAGCACUGGCCAGAUGUUAAUGCACCCAUGAGUGUAUGUUUUUCUUAAUGAGCUACUGUGAGAUGUGGUCAAGAACAGAGCAGAGCAGGCCUAAAACUUGAAAACAGAGAACAAAACUUUAUUACAUUACAUAAGAACAGAAAUAGAAAGGAAAACUCUAAACACACACAAAAACAGAAAUGAAACCUUCCCAGAACAUUUCUUCUCCUCCCCCAAUUUCCACCCCCUACAUGUUACCUUCCAUAGACCAAAACCUUGGGUUUUAAAUCAAACAAUCACCACUCAAAAAACUGAUCUUCAAUUCAGCAAGGGAGAGAGGAGUCUCUCUCGCACCACAGACUGCUCCUCAGAAAACACAGGUACACCCUUUAUGUGUUUCCAUGUCACCCGUGGCACUGCCUGGAGAAGUCUGCCAUGGUGACACCCUCCUUUCCAUGUCCAGUGCUCUCACCACUGUCUAUGGGCCAAAGCUGCAUAUAGGGCUCUUUUAAGGAUGCUUGCAUGCCGAGCUCUCCCUAUUUUUCCUCUGGGGCUGAGGGUUCCAAGAGCAGGUCUUCCCUGAGGGCAGAGGGUGCCACCACACCCUCCCCUCUCUUCUCUGUUCACUCGACUCUUAAAGUGCCAGUCACUGUAGCAAAAGCAGAGGCAGCUGCAUCCACCCAAAUGCAGUUUAUGUUCAGAAGAGACUUGAGUUCAGUCUAUGGCUAACAUUAUGCAAGAAAAAGUCCAGCUCAGAAGCCACUCCUCUUCAAUCUUUGCCCAUCCAGGGUUCUUUUCAAUCAUACUUUAUCAUCUCGGUCUCAGGCUGUUUCUCUUCUGAAGCCACUAGCCAUGAGAAUCAAUGUCUGGGAAAAAAGUUUCCUUCUGCCAAGAAAGGGUUAACAGUUCCUGGCUCCCGGCAGGGUCCCGGACUCCGCACCUCUUUACACAGCCGGAAACUUCUCCUCUCCCCUCCCCCCGCUCUUUCUUUGCUGCUGCCUGCUGCCAGUGUUCGAAAGGCUGAAGCAGCAGUCUCUCUCCUUGGGGGGGGGACACGGGCGGACGGAAGGCACCUCCAAAGUUCUCCACCCCUCCAUCCUGGAUGGGGCUGGCCCAGCUCCAGUCCCGUUCUCUCUCUUUCCCCGCCCCGGGGCCCCGGGCCUACCUCAGCCCGGCCACGUGGCCCCCCUCCCCCACCCAGCCUGGGUAGGGGAGGAGGGAAAAGGUGCUCCUCUCCUGAAAGCGGAGCCAGAAAAAAAACUCCCUCUGGGAGGCCUCACUUUUAACCCCUUGUGUCCUCAGAGGCGUGUCCAACCCCUCAGUGGCCACUAAAAGUGCCAACAUUCAAACCUGACCACUGAUUGGUUUGACCACAGCCUCUUGAUAAAACUCACUUCCCCUCAAACCAGGACAACACUCAAGAUUGUGAACAGAACAAAGAAAAGCAAAAAGUCAUGCCCUGAUAAAACCACCAAGUGAAUGAAAAUACUGGUUGGUAGGGAACAAAUGAGAGCUUGCUCAUUUCAAGUAAUUGGCAAAACUGAUAAGGGACAACAGCAGAUUUCAAUCUUAACAAUGAAGGGAAAGAUAAACAAUAAGAAAAGGGAAGUGAAAUGAGAGAAAGGAGGGAGUGACUGAUUUGUAACUGCUUCUACCUUGGGUAACCACCGCCUCUGUUCACGUCAAAUGAUUUUAAGAGUCUGUGCAAAACAGAAUCAAGUCUCUUGACUGUGGCUGGCAGAUAUGUGCAACAGUCCUGCUGCACACGCAUUUGGUGUCAGCUAUUAUGUAGUCAGCAAGUCAGACCUCACUAAUGACAUUG